Molecule: messenger RNA, 204 nt
Organism: Eruca vesicaria subsp. sativa (arugula)
Lineage: Eukaryota; Viridiplantae; Streptophyta; Magnoliopsida; Brassicales; Brassicaceae
Source: the annotation of a GenBank genome assembly
AUGGCUAAAACCACCUUUCUUGGAACAGUGACGAUGGAGUCACAAGGACAAGAUAAAAUAUGCACUGACUAUAUUGAUGAAUCAGGAGGAACGUGUGAACGUAAACAAUGUGCUGCUGAGUGUACUGCCAAGUGGAAUGGAGUUGGCACGUGUUUUGACGCCUAUAGCAACACGUGCAUCUGCAAAUUCAAAUGUAAAACUUAA